AAAAAAGAUAUAUUACAGGUGCUUUUUUUUAAUUUUUCUUUCUAAAGGUUUGAUGAGCAAUUCGAUCUCAAAACUAUCUUGUGUGGCUAAAAUACAAGAAGGUAACAAGUACUCGAGACGUUGAGGAAAUAAGAGAAGAAUGAAGCUCAUUCACUUGAUUAUAUUUGCAAGUGUGUUUCUGUCAGGACAUUCUCAGUCGACUUCCUGUGACGGCAAAGCUGAUAUUCUGCUUAUUGUCGAUGCUUCUGGAAGUAUUGGGUUAGACGACUUUGGAAAAAUGAAACAAUUCCUUGCGAACUUUGUGGUGCAAUUUUCUAUAGGCAAAGAUUUCAUCCAAUUUAGUCAGAUCGUCUUCAGCUCAGAUAGCAAUAUUUCGUUCGGUUUCAACAAAUAUUUAACCGGUUCCUCUUUAAAAAACGCACUAUUAAACACCACGUAUAUCGGAGGAGGUACAGAGACUGGGAAAGCCCUCAAUCAAGCAAGAACGCUUGGGUUCACGUCUGCUAAUGGAGCCAGAGCAGAUGUCCCUAAACUCGCUCUAGUUUUCACUGACGGUCAAUCAAAUGAUGGAAACUUGACCAGUAUAGAGGCUCAUCUUUUGAAAGAUUCAGGAGUGGUCGUUUUAGCUAUAGGUAUCGGAGUAAAGAUAAAUUAUAAAGAACUGCAAGACAUGGCUACAAGAGCAUCGUAUGUGUUUAACGUCAGCAGCUAUCAGGAACUUUACAGCAGCAUCGACCGUUUCUCCAACAUUAUUUGUAAAGCUCAGAUUGAUGCAAGCAACUCCAACAGUUCCCUUGUCUGUCUUGGUCAAACUGACGGGGUCUACGCCGCUUCAUUGACAGAGUGCCUUGAUGGCUAUUACUAUAACUGUGUCAAUCAAACUGCAAUUCAGAGACGAUGUAACACAAGUUCCUUGUAUCUCGAUGAUAAUAACCAGAGUUACACUGCAGUAAUGGUCUUUGACCAAGCCUCUCAAACUUGUCAGCUCACUUCCAACUCUUGUCCCAGAGGUCAUCCAACUCAACUCACUGUUGCAGAUAUUUGCGAUGAAUGCCAAUACAAUGGAGGGUUUGGCUACGACUCUGAUCCCGAUUACUGCGACACCUUCUACCAGUGCAUGCCAGACUUGAAACCCAUCAAGAAGCUUUGUCCUGCAGGGACAUUCUGGGACGGCGACCGCUGCAACUUCAUUGAUGCUGUUAAAUGUUCUAAAGCUGUCUGUACAUCAGCUACACAGGGCGUCACCUACCCCAGCGGCAGAUGUUGUAACAAGUAUUACGAGUGUUACAAUAGUAAGCUGUACGAGAGACUUUGCCCAACAGAUCAGUUCUACGAUUCUGUUACGAGACGGUGCGGUCCAACCGCUAAUAAAAAUGCUACAUGUGAAAGUCUGGGAAGAUUUGAGUGUGACGUCAACAGAUACCUAGGUCUACCCUCUUGCAAUGGUUACGCCCCUGAUCCCUUCGGUAACCCCUGCAAGUAUCAAUUCAAUGGCUAUUCAUUUCAAGUAGCAGCAGGCACAGUAUGGAGUCAAAAGGUCUGCUCACUUGUUCCAGACUAUAUGAGAGCCUGUGUCGUCAUGAGCAACGAGAGAGCCUUUGAACCAACUAAUGGUACCUGUAACGCUAACUUCCUGGCAUCCUACAACAGCGGUUCUAAAGCUGUUUUCAGUGAGAGGGCUGGCACCAACAUUGACAUCGCUACCACCCAACAGGAAGUUCUGCUGACCAACAACGCCCUGACCUUCACCGCCGCCAUGGUCAGCCCUUAUUUCUACUACUACUUUUUUAACAACAAAGAUAUGGGCAUCGACACUGCCUUCAGAGUCAGGUUCAGCCUCCAGGGCGGUCAAGACGGUAAAACCUACGAUAUCCUGUCUAACAGCUACUGCUCCCUGUGUCCAGACACCAUCAAAUUCACAGUCUACCAAUCCAGCGUCAACAGCUACGUUGUGACAGCCACAUUCUUGACCACUGAGAGAGCCACAGUGGAGACAUCAGCCACCAUCAGCAAUGUCAAUCCCAGCAACCUCCUGGAGUUGACUGUUGUCUAUAGCGACACUUCCGUGUACGGUAAACUUUAUGAAGUGAACACGGCAAACACUGUAGUCAGGACAGUUGACUUCGGCAGAGUUGGCAAGACAGGAGGAGUCCACAUCGCUACCAAUAAAUGCGGUAUCCAGCUUGGUAGAGGCGCCAACAAUCACUUUGUUGGUAUCAUUGAUGAAUUCGCUAUUUACGAGAAAUGUUUAACUAUCAAUCAAGUCUUCCGACCAUAGAACAACACGCUGACAGACACAUAGCGAUAUAAAUUCAGAGGAUUGUAGGAUCAAAUGCUGUCCCAAGAAGAAAGAACAAUGCGAAGAAAAUAUUGAUAGAGAAAAUAGACAAAAAUAAAACCAUUUUAUCGUU
This is a messenger RNA of Biomphalaria glabrata, 2411 nucleotides long. RefSeq lists its product as uncharacterized. The record is from RefSeq and is a predicted model, not a curated record. Gene Ontology annotation, cellular component: extracellular region. Lineage: Eukaryota; Metazoa; Mollusca; Gastropoda; Planorbidae. Gene Ontology annotation, molecular function: chitin binding. The coding region runs from base 140 to 2278 and encodes 712 amino acids. The transcript has 17 exons.